Pelmatolapia mariae (spotted tilapia) is the source of this 844-nucleotide messenger RNA. RefSeq names its product G-protein coupled receptor-associated protein LMBRD2B-like. The transcript has 4 exons. Lineage: Eukaryota; Metazoa; Chordata; Actinopteri; Cichliformes; Cichlidae. Gene Ontology annotation, molecular function: nucleic acid binding. The record is from RefSeq and is a predicted model, not a curated record. Bases 203 to 637 code for a protein of 144 amino acids.
UAAAGUCUCCUCUUAUUUUUCUUAAAGCACACAAACUACAGAGUUGUGCAGUGAGUCAACGUGUUAUUAAACAACAUAUCAUGUGACCCAGAUGUUGACCCGGAGAUAAUGGAGGAGUCAACUUGAUGGAGGUUUUGUGACUUUGUGGUGUUUUCCUCCUGCAGGCUGUCCUGUCGUCUCACUCCUCCCCUGUUUGAUCCACAUGGACUCGGCCAUCUCCCACCACAACAAGCUGCAGACUGCUCACACCUCUCAGGACAACGACCCCAAACACACAGCCAAAGUCAUUAGGAACUAUCUUCAGUGUAAAGAAGAACAAGAAGUACUGGAAGUGAUGGUACGGCCCCCACAGAGCUCUGAUCUUAACAUCAUCGAAUGUGUCUGGGAUUACAUGAAGAGACAGAAGGGGUUGAGGAAGCCUGUAUCCACAGAAAAUCUGUGUUUAAGGACCCGCUGCCUUGAUCUUCUGGGCUUCCAGCAGUUUAUGGAAGACAGUGAAAUGACCUCUGACCUGAUGGACGAGGGAAAGGAGCUGAACCGCCAGGAAAGUCAUCUGCUGGGAGAAGAAACAACAGUGAAACGGGAAGUACAAAGAAGCUGCUCAUCACUGGAUAUUCUGCUUAAGAUUGAAGAUUGAACAUCUGCCUCCCAGCAGGUCAGUAAAACCGAGACAGCUCUUCAGAAUCGGCGACAACAUCUCCAGCACCAUCAGACUGAGAACAGGAGCUCCUCGAGGCUGUGUUCUCACCCCGCUGUUGUUCGCUGUCCUGACACUGCACUGCUCUACACAGCUCCAACCACAUCAUCAGGUUCGCUCAUCAGCAACGACGACGAGUCGGCGUAC